This is a messenger RNA of Arabis nemorensis, 264 nucleotides long. The record is from the annotation of a GenBank genome assembly. NCBI's taxonomy places the organism in Eukaryota, Viridiplantae, Streptophyta, Magnoliopsida, Brassicales, Brassicaceae.
AUGCUUCUUCUCUUCUCCUCCUACGCCACAAACGGCACUCCGACCACUAAAACAAACAGCAUAGUUUGUCAAAACUGUGAAGGGAAUGGUGCUGUAGCAUGUUCUCAAUGCAAAGGAGGUGGUGUGAAUUUGAUUGAUCAUUUUAAUGGGCAGUUUAAAGCUGGUGGGCUCUGUUGGCUUUGCAGAGGUAAAAAGGAGGUCUUGUGUGGGGAUUGCAAUGGAGCUGGUUUCCUUGGUGGUUUCUUGAGCACUUUCGAUGAGUAA